CUAUAUAAUGACAGGACCUGGCUGGUUACCAUGUAGUAGCCUGAUCACUCAGACCAUGAGGGUGUCUCUCGUUGGAUUUCUGUUUGUCCUCUCAGCUCUAACUUCGACCGGAUUUUCUCUCUCAUGCCAUUGGUGUCUCUUGUCCGAAUACACCUCCUGUCCUGAAAGAACCAUGCAGUGCCUGUCCGCAGAUUAUGCUUGUGGUGUUAGCCGUACAACAACUUUACUAAAUGGGAUCGUAUACUAUCAAAUAUUUGACUUCUCUUGUGUACCUAAGACACAAUGUAACACACAGGGGAGUUUCAGCUUCCCUUAUGGCAAGAUCAAGAGGAACACUUACUGUUGUUAUACUGAUAACUGUAUUGCACCAGAACCUCCAUUUAUCGAGGCGGGUUCGUCCAACUCACUGAUGGUGCCAACUUCUGGCAAGCUUCAAGACAGUUUUGCUAUGGAAACAGCAAAUGAAGUAAAGGGUCCUUCGGGUCUUGAUCUUACAGGACCUGCAGAUAAUUUUGAGCCAAAUGGACUGACCUGCCCAGCGUGUGUUUCUGAUUCGGACUGGUGUGACCCAAAUUACAGCAUACAGUGUAUUGGAAAAGAAAAUAUGUGCAUUUUUGAAGUUACCAAAAUUUAUGCACCCGAAGAGAAAACUGCCGCAAUUCGGGGAUGUGCCACUGAAAGUCUUUGUCACUUAAGCAACAGUGGAGGCAUAGUGACAAUGGGUACACUGAAAAUAUUACAUUCAGCUUCAUGUACCCCUGCUACCCCUGCAAAUGACAGAAGAAUAGAGCUAUAGAUUUAGAGCAGGGAUUCUCCAUUCCUGAAGUACCCCCAACAGGUCAUGUUUUAUGGGUUCUCUAAUCAUGCACAGGUGAGUUCAUCUAUAUCACUGGGUCAUAAUUAUAUCACCUGAUUCCACAGACAGAAAUCCUCAAACCAUGACCUGUUGGGAAACCUGAGGGUUGAGAGACACUGAUUUAGAGUUACAUUCUAACUAUACAGAAAUAAUGGUUACGCCUGGCAAUAAUGACAAUGUACUACUACAUUUAAAAAUGUUUUAUAAAAUAUAGACACUUGAGUUAAGAAGGUUAAGUAGGUUAUUUGGAAUGGUUCAGUAGAUGUCAUCAAACAACCAAACACAUGUACAAUUAGAAAUUACAACUGUAACUCACAUUAGUCACAACUUAAGUUAUUGAAUCACUGCUCCAGCAGAAGAUUCACCAAAACAGGAAAACCACCACCAAGCACUACUACUGUUACUACUACUACUACUACUGUUA
Pseudophryne corroboree (corroboree frog) is the source of this 1280-nucleotide messenger RNA. RefSeq names its product phospholipase A2 inhibitor and Ly6/PLAUR domain-containing protein-like. Bases 8 to 796 code for a protein of 262 amino acids. NCBI's taxonomy places the organism in Eukaryota, Metazoa, Chordata, Amphibia, Anura, Myobatrachidae. The record is from RefSeq and is a predicted model, not a curated record. The transcript has 6 exons.